This is a messenger RNA of Besnoitia besnoiti, 567 nucleotides long. RefSeq lists its product as uncharacterized. The record is from RefSeq and is a predicted model, not a curated record. Bases 1 to 567 code for a protein of 188 amino acids. The transcript has 4 exons. NCBI's taxonomy places the organism in Eukaryota, Apicomplexa, Conoidasida, Eucoccidiorida, Sarcocystidae.
AUGGCGAACGUACGAGAAGUGGCUGAGUUCCUCAUGCUCACCAUCGCAGCCUUAGGCGCUCUUUCGUCGCUGAGCAGGCCAGACUGCAACUUCCCUCUCUUUGUCUAUCUGUGGUGGACUUUUUUCUACGUUCCGGAGGAGAGGAAGGUCCAGCAGCGCUUUAUGGUGGCCUUCAUCUUCCUUUCCAUUGUCCAGGACAUCUUCUACAUUCUUUACUGGCCUAUCAGGUGGUUCGCCCACGAUUGGCUCGCGCUGUCCAGUGACACCGAAGGCUUGCACGUUCUUGUGACCUUCUUCGCGCUCCUCGAAAUCGGCCUGAAGCUUCUUCUUCUGGCGCUUCUUCUGAUCCCCGGAGCUGGAACGAACACAUCGGAGGCCAUCAAAAUGUGGUUCCAGCGUCUCGGGCAGCCGAUGCAGAGCCGAGACACGCAGGUGCCCUUGUUGAUCACCGGCUCGGCGCCACGCCCGGUCAUGCCGGGUUCCGCUGGUGUGGCACAGCCUGUCCGGUUCACCCAGUUCCCUUCGCAUCCUCCUCUCUCGUCUUCUGGGGUAGUCUACUCCUCGUAG